Callorhinchus milii (elephant shark) is the source of this 2015-nucleotide messenger RNA. RefSeq names its product Rho GTPase activating protein 25 (gene arhgap25). Gene Ontology annotation, biological process: phagocytosis, engulfment; activation of GTPase activity; signal transduction. Gene Ontology annotation, molecular function: GTPase activator activity. Gene Ontology annotation, cellular component: phagocytic cup. The record is from RefSeq and is a predicted model, not a curated record. The coding region runs from base 16 to 1932 and encodes 638 amino acids. The transcript is spliced from 11 exons. Lineage: Eukaryota; Metazoa; Chordata; Chondrichthyes; Chimaeriformes; Callorhinchidae.
CUCAGGAGAGAGAACAUGUCACUCAAACUCCCACGGACUGUGAGGGACUUCAACCUGAAAACAGACUCUGGCCGAAUAGGUCGCUCAAAGAGCGUGAUGCCGGGGGAAAGCAACUCAGCGUCAAACAGGCCCCCGUCCCCCAACAUGUUGGACCGUCCCGUCAAGUCGGGCUGGUUGAAAAAGCAGCGUUCCAUCGUGAAGAACUGGUCUCCUCGCUGGUUCGUUCUCCGGGGAUGUUACCUCCUUUAUCACAAGGAGGAAGAUGACGGAAAGAUUCAGGGGUCUAUUGUCCUUCAGGACUGUAAAGUCAACGAACUUCCAUCCAACCCCGAGGACCCCGGCAGGUUCAUGUUUGAAAUUGUCCCAGGAGCGACGGGCGAUCGAGAGCGGACGGGAGGUGUUCAGGACUCGUGCACCCUGAUGGCCAAUUCGCAGAGCGAGAUGGAGGAUUGGGUGAAGGCUCUUCGCAGAGCCAUGGGCUCGCUGUCCAGUGGAGCCGUGUUUGGCCAGCGUUUGGCACAUACAGUCAGCUACGAGCAGAAAUUCGGGCAGCACUUAGUACCCAUCGUUGUGGAGCAGUGCGCGGACUUCAUACGAGAGCACGGGCUGAACGAGGAGGGAAUCUUCAGGCUCCCUGGUCAGGACAACCUGGUCAAGCAACUGAGAGACACCUUCGACUCUGGAGAGAGGCCCUCCUUCAAUCAGGACACUGAUGUGCACACAGUGGCCUCCUUGUUCAAGCUCUACGUCAGAGAACUCCCGGAGCCUGUCGUUCCCUGGGCUCAAUACGAAGAUUUCCUGGCGUGCAGUCAGAUAAUGAACGGUGACGAAGACGGGGGUCAACAGGAGCUGGUGAAACAGCUGACUUUAUUGCCUCAAGUCAACUACAAUCUGCUGUGUUACAUUUGCAGGUUCCUCUACGAAGUCCAGUUACAUUCCAACAUCAACAAGAUGAGUGUGGAUAACCUGGCCACCGUUAUUGGGGUCAACCUCCUGAAACCAAAGAUUGAGGACCCCGUGGCUAUCAUGAGAGGCACACCCCAGAUCCAGAAGCUGAUGACCGUGCUGAUCAGUGAUCACAAAACCUUCUUCCCAAAGCACAAGGACAAAACACCGUCCCCAACCCACCAGGCGUCUGAUGGCAAAAAAGGCCCUGUCCAGAGAAGCUCAGUGGGCUGGGACGCUGCGGAGAUGUCAAUGGGGGGGACGAGUGAAAUGCACGUGUCCCGUCAAAUUGGUAUCUCAACGGUGAACAUCACGGAGGCUUCCCAGCAGGAGAGCAGCUGGAUCGAAAGUCCCAGGAAAAGGACCCAGACGCUGCCGGCCGGCAAGUGCACCUUGAGCUCGGUCAAGGAGAUGAACGGGGUGAAGACUGGGGGAGACCUCAGCAACUGGGGAGCGUUGGCUGGAGACGGGGCGGGCAGGGCUGAGCUGGGGGAGAGUCAGAAGCAGAAGAAUCAGAGGUUCUCGGUUUAUGAGAGUGUCCCAACUCAGGGGCCAACUUCCAACUCAGCUGACGUGGCCGGAGAGGUUUACACGGCGCCCAAGCCAGCCAGGAACCCGCUCCCAAAGACUCAAAGCUUUUCGGCGCAGGGACAGGAUCAGCCAGAGGACCGGGAGACUCCGGAGGGAGCGGAGGUGGAUCUGGAGGGGAUGGGGCUGGAGGAGAUGCAGAGGGAGCUGUUGGUCCUCAGGCAGGAGAUGAACAAUCAGAAGAAGACCAUUGAAGGACUCGAGAAGGAGAACUACGAAGUCUGGGCGAGGGUUGUUCGUAUGAGCGGAGAGUUGGAGGAAGAGAAGAAGAAAUACGCAGGGCUGGAGAUCAAGCUGAGGAACAGGGUGCGCGCACAAGAGGACGCAGAGAGACGCAACCAAGUGUUGGAGGAAGAGAUCAAAGACUUCUGUAAGAUUCCCAGCGACACUGAGUCUUAAGAUUUAAGCACCUGGUCAUGCUGUGGUUAUGAUUCUUCCUGGGCCUCCCUCCUUCCCUCCCUCCCUCCCUCCCUCCCUCCCAC